AUGGCGCUUCCCGCACCAACCAUCGACCUUCUCCUCAACCUCAUCGACACGCGCCCGCAAUCAAUUCUCUCCUCGCUGGCCCAGCACCCCCAGCUCGCCUCUGCCCGCGACGCCCAUGGCUACUCGCUGGUCCACGCCGCCGCCUCUUACAACCAGCUCCCCGUGCUGCGCCAUCUGGUCCAGAAAUACAAUGCCGACGUGAACAUCCUGGACGAGGACGGUGAAACGCCGCUGUUUGCUGCCGAAAAGGUCGAGGUCGCAAAGUGCCUGGUCGAGGAACUCGGCGCCGACACCACCAUACAGAAUGGCGAGGGGCAGACGGCCGAGCAAAAGAUUGGCGAUGAAGAGGGCGAGGCACAUGAAGUAUAUCAGUACCUGCGAAGCCGCCGGACAGGCCAGCAGCCGGUGCCUGCGGGUCUGGUGGAGGCCGAGGGCGUGCAUCCGCCGCCGCCGCUGCCCGGAGGCGUCCACGUCAACAUGGGCACCAUGGAAGAGGACGCUGCAGAGGCGCCCGAUCCUGAGAUCCGGAAGCGCAUCGAGGAACUCGCCGCAAGAGAAGACUACAAUUCCGACGAGGUCCAGAGCCAGCUGAGGGAGCUGGUCCAGGACGUGGUUAGUGGUAUGGGAGCCGCCGACGAUGCAGCGAGGAGUGUCAGGAGAAGGGUUGACUGAACAUGUGGACGACCAAACUGCCUAUUUGGAUCAAUCACCAGACCAAGACCACCAGGGCGCGACUGUCCCUUACUCGUCCGCGCUUCCAACUUGGUCGAGGGCCUCGCACAAUAACACCUCGGGUCGGCCCAAAGAGACGCCAAGGCCAGGGCGUUUCCCCCCAGCACAUCGGCGAAAAAGCCCUGUGGAUGGGCAGAUUACCACUCGCAACAAACGUGUGUGUUCGUAUCAGUGUGAGCUUGGCCUGGCUUGGACAUGUUCCCACCAAGGUCGGAGACGGGCCAGACUAUCGACUUAGUUCCAAUAUAACACAAACCACAAGGCCCGUUUCAUGAUUCGUAUCCAAUCCCAACUUGUUGACUUUCGUGGAUCCUCCAUGUCCCCGCAUCCCC
Molecule: messenger RNA, 1064 nt
Organism: Exserohilum turcica Et28A
Lineage: Eukaryota; Fungi; Ascomycota; Dothideomycetes; Pleosporales; Pleosporaceae
Exons: 1
Coding region: 1-672 (223 amino acids)
Biological process (GO): protein palmitoylation
Cellular component (GO): Golgi membrane
Molecular function (GO): palmitoyltransferase activity; protein binding
Source: RefSeq, a predicted model, not a curated record